Molecule: messenger RNA, 914 nt
Organism: Liolophura sinensis
Lineage: Eukaryota; Metazoa; Mollusca; Polyplacophora; Chitonida; Chitonidae
Exons: 9
Coding region: 103-819 (238 amino acids)
Source: RefSeq, a predicted model, not a curated record
UUUUAUUGCAGGCUAAUCAGGACUGCCACUUGAGUGAGGUUGAUAGAGCAUACAAUAGAGGCCAGGAAGCGUUGGAAUCUUGGAAGCAGAAAGAAGUACCAUAUGUCAGGGCUAAUCAGGACUGCCACUUGGGUGAGGUUGAUAGAGCAUACAACAGAGGCCAGGAAGCGUUGGAAUCUUGGAAGAAGAAAGAAGUAUCAUAUGUCAGGGCUAAUCAGGACUACCACUUGGGUGAGGUUGAUAGAGCAUACAACAGAGGCCGGGAAGCGAUGGAAUCUUGGAAGCAGAAAGAAGUACCAUAUGUCAGGGCUAAUCAGGACAUCCACUUGGGUGAGGUUGAUAGAGCAUACAACAGAGGCCAGGAAGCGUUGGAAUCUUGGAAGCAGAAAGAAGUACCAUAUGUCAGGGCUAAUCAGGACUGCCACUUGGGUGAGGUUGAUAGAGCAUACAACAGAGACCAGGAAGCGUUGGAAUCUUGGAAGCAGAAAGAAGUACCAUAUGUCAGGGCUAAUCAGGACUGCCACUUGGGUGAGGUUGAUAGAGCAUACAACAGAGGCCAGGAAGCGUUGGAAUCUUGGAAGCAGAAAGAAGUACCAUAUGUCAGGGCUAAUCAGGACUGCCACUUGGGUGAGGUUGAUAGAGCAUACAACAGAGGCCAGGAAGCGUUGGAAUCUUGGAAGAAGAAAGAAGUAUCAUAUGUCAGGGGCGUUGGCAGAGCGAGGUCCCAUGGGCGUCAGAAGCCCUGUGCGAGGCCGAGGGAUGAUGAGGGGGUGGGGCUUUAGGAAACAUCCAGCAGAGGUGCUCGAUGACCUUUGCUAGAAGAAUGGAUGAGGAAGUCCUGUAUACCAGCUUCAUUCUCCCAUGGGAAGGGAUGGAAGUGGUGCCCAACAGCUCUUUUAGCAAGUACUGCAAGU